AUGACAGCCCAAUCAAAGCAAUCAACACCCGAGAAGACGUUCACGUGUCCAGAGUGUAGCCAGACCUUCAGCCGCCCACACAAUCUUAAAUCACAUCUCACCAUCCACUCCGCCGAACGACCAUACGAGUGUAGUGUUUGUAGUCAUCCAUUCCGUAGACACCAUGACCUCAAACGACAUCAGAAACUACACACCGGAGAACGUCCACAUGUUUGCCAAAACUGUAGGAGAUCAUUCGCUCGUCUCGAUGCCUUGAAUAGACAUCAAAGAGCCGAAGGUGGC
Molecule: messenger RNA, 282 nt
Organism: Phycomyces blakesleeanus NRRL 1555(-)
Lineage: Eukaryota; Fungi; Mucoromycota; Mucoromycetes; Mucorales; Phycomycetaceae
Product: C2H2-type zinc finger transcription factor
Exons: 2
Biological process (GO): regulation of transcription by RNA polymerase II
Molecular function (GO): RNA polymerase II cis-regulatory region sequence-specific DNA binding; DNA-binding transcription factor activity
Source: RefSeq, a predicted model, not a curated record